Messenger RNA from Leishmania braziliensis MHOM/BR/75/M2904, 1308 nucleotides. RefSeq lists its product as hypothetical. The coding region runs from base 1 to 1308 and encodes 435 amino acids. Gene Ontology annotation, molecular function: protein binding. NCBI's taxonomy places the organism in Eukaryota, Euglenozoa, Kinetoplastea, Trypanosomatida, Trypanosomatidae. The record is from RefSeq and is a predicted model, not a curated record. The transcript has a single exon.
AUGAGCCUUUCUCUAGCGACAGCGCUCUACGCCGACGCAGCGCGGCUCUACCGCCUCGGUGACCUUCACCACGCACGCAGUGCGGCUGAGGAGGCACUGUUCUCAUUAUCGCCGCGCAUGGACAGCGCCAUGGCGGGCAAAACUAGGCAUCAUCAUGGAGACGUCGGCCACGAAGAGUCCGCUGAUAGCGUCUCUGUCGGCUGCGAGGGUUCACAGGCUCAGCAGCGUCGGCACCACCGUCUCUUCGGCAACACCCUUCUGCUCUUAUCAUGCAUCUACAUGGCGGUUCAGGACUACAUUGAGGCGGAGAGACUGCUUGUUACGUGUGACGGGUACUGGAGGGAGCGUCUGACAGUCCCGCACACGAGGGCCCCAUCUCCUGGCACAUCUGUAGAGGAGUGCGCGUGCUGCAGUGACCUGGACGAGGGAUUGGCGGGUGUGGCGUACAACCGCGCUGUGCUACGCCUUGAGCAGCUUCAGUGCACCCUAUCCUCGUCGCCCAGCCGCGGAGACAAGGCGUUGUGGGUGACGCCGCUGGUUGACGUGCGCGAUGCUGGUGCACGUCUGACGCAUUCGCCGAUACCUUCAUCCUCUACUGCAGCUCCCUCAGAUACGCCGGAGACUGUGUAUGCAAGCGUGAUGGCGCUACUGCUGGACGCACAGAACCGCCUCGCGCAUACGCUUGGGCCGCCACGUGGACUUCUCGCCGACGUCCUGCACACUAUCGGUGUCUGCCACUACGAAACUGCAGACUACAUCACUGCGCUGGAAGCGUGGCAGCGCUCCAUGACGAUUCGCCUGCAUCUUCACGCGCAACGCAACCGCAGCGACACGGACGCUGCUCAGAGAGUGCUGCGUCGAGGCGAAGGCAGCGGCGAGGAGGGCAGUGACGGCACUGAGGAGCUGAAGCUGGCUUUGACGAUGGAACAUGUGGCGCAGGUGUACCGACUGCUGGAGGGACGCUCUGUCGAGGCGCUGAAGCUGCUGGACACGGUGGCAGGCACUCGACGGAAGUACCUGGGCCCCACAGACCCACUGUGCGUCCGCACGCUGGCGUUCAAAGGCGCUCUGGCAGCGGAGCUGGGCCACACAAAGCUUGCCCGUGCGCUCUUCGAUCGGUGCAGCGCCAUCUAUAGUGACACCGGUCCGGAGACGCCGCCUCCGUGUAGCUCUGCCUGCGCGGUGCAGGGUAUGGAGCAGUGGCGACGCCACCAGGUAUCAACCUCCCCGUCAUCCAGCUCCUCUCACUUGCUCUCGAGCACGCACCGGCAUGAGAGAGCUCCAGGGGAGUGCAUUGAGGGUAGCUGA